AUGGCCGUACUCAAUAUCGUCGAAGCCUCAAUCGAAGAAUUACAGAAUGCUUUGAACAGCGGUUCAAUUACCAGCGUCGAGCUUGUAACGCGUUUGCUUCGCCGGAUCAGCACUUACGACUGUCGAGGCCCUACCCUAAAUUCGAUUCCGAUCCUUAACAAUGACCUUUUCGAACAAGCUGCCAAGUCUGAUGACCGAAGGGCAUCUGGCGAGAAAGUCAGGCCCCUGGAAGGGAUACCUUAUACGGUCAAAGACAGCUACAAAGUCAAAGGAAUGGUAGCCGCUGCAGGAUCUCCUGCUUUCGAACAUCUAAUUUCCAACGAAGACGCUUUUCUUGUGAAGCUCAUUCAAGAUGCUGGCGGGGUGCUCAUUGGCCGGACAAACAUGCCUGCAAUGGCUUGCGGCGGCAUGCAGAGGGGCAUCUGGGGAAGGGCCGAGAAUCCUUACAACCCAGACUAUCUGGCUGCAGCAUUUGCUUCAGGUUCAUCCAACGGAUCGGCUGUUUCUACAGCAGCAUCGUUCGCAGCUUUUGGGCUUGGAGGCGAGACGGUCUCAUCUGGCAGAUCGCCUGCUUCCAACAAUGCCCUUAUCGCUUACACUCCCUCGAGGACCUUUCUAUCAAAUCGCGGCAGUUGGCCUUUGUAUCCAACAUGCGACGUACCAGUGCCUCAUACAAGAAGCAUGAAGGAUAUGUUAACUCUUCUGGAUGUUAUUACUGCACCUGAUCCAGUUGCCAAAGGCGAUCUCUGGCGAGAGCAGAGAAGCGUCCAGUUACCGCAAUCUUGGGAGGACCGGCCUGAGAGCUUCAAAACCCUUGGCUCGUCAGACUCAUUGUCUGGACUAGUUAUUGCUGUGCCAGAAAUCUUCCUUGGUGGACCGGUUCCCGAAGGAGCAAAGCCUAUUCAGACGAGCCCGGCAGUUGUUGAAUUGUGGAAGCAAGCACGAAAGGAUCUUGAGUCACUUGGCGCGAAGAUUGUCAUGGUUUCCGACUUUCCGCCUUUGACAGCUUACGAAAAUGAUAACCUUCUGCCGGAGAGAUGUCCGCGAAGGCCGGCGGACUGGCAUGCUACUGAGAGAGGAGCAUUAGUAGCACAUACUUGGAACAACUUCCUUCGAGACUUCAAUGAUUCAAAGCUCCCGGAUAUCUCUGCAGUGGACGCAUCGAGGAUCUAUCCAGACAGUAUGAGGACUGGGCCGGAAUUACAACACUUCGAGAAGCCUAACGCGAUUCAGUACCAUCGGCUGGCCGAAUACGCCAGCAAAGGGAGUAUUUUUGAUGUAGAAGGUCUGGAUCAAGCUCUCAAAGCUUUAGAGGGCAUGCGAAAGGUUCUUCUUGAGGACUGGCUCACGGAAGUCGGCUGCGAUUGCGUUGUCUUUCCCGCUGCUGGCGAUGUGGGACCUGCCAACGCAGACUCAGACUUUGAGGGGGCAUCGCUGGCUUGGCAGAAUGGCGUCCACUACAGCAACGGAAACAGAGCCAUUCGACAUCUCGGCAUACCUACCGUCUCAGUUCCUAUGGGCAUCCUGAGAGACAAGCGUGUGCCCAUGAACCUCACGUUCGCUGGCAGAGCUUAUGAUGAUGUCCAACUUCUGAGAUGGGCGAACGCUUUCGAAAUAAGAACAAAACAUCGCAGUCCUCCACUACAUACGCCAUAUCUUGAAUCUGAUCUUGUUCAACUUUCAAACAACAAGAAGAACAAAUCGCCGAGGCCAAAGCUAAUUAUAAGCACGUUCACGACGGUGCCAGCAUCUGAUGACACUAACCCGCUGUUGGCUGAUAUUCUUGUCGAAGGAUCCGUGACAAUGAGUGCGCCAAUGGAAGAUUUGCCGGAAAUUGAGAUUACCAUUGACGCACAAACACUUCAUCCAAGUUGCAUCGACAUAUAG
Molecule: messenger RNA, 1887 nt
Organism: Colletotrichum tamarilloi
Lineage: Eukaryota; Fungi; Ascomycota; Sordariomycetes; Glomerellales; Glomerellaceae
Exons: 1
Coding region: 1-1887 (628 amino acids)
Source: RefSeq, a predicted model, not a curated record